Molecule: messenger RNA, 3472 nt
Organism: Amphibalanus amphitrite
Lineage: Eukaryota; Metazoa; Arthropoda; Thecostraca; Balanomorpha; Balanidae
Exons: 3
Coding region: 53-964 (303 amino acids)
Source: RefSeq, a predicted model, not a curated record
GAACCGAAUCUCCAUCUUCAAGAGACUGCUAGAAAACGAAUGGGGCGAUAAAAUGGGGCGCGCCUCACUCGAAACAUUGAAUUUGAGAAAACAGAACGCAGAGAAACAGCUGCCAACCACCGAAGAUAUGAAACGGCUACAGAACCACCUUCAGACCAAACUGGCAUCCACGAUGGAGUCUGUGAGUAGAAAGCCUAGCGUCAAGUCAUACAACACCUUGGCGUGCGUAACAGCCGUCAGCCUCAUGGUGUUCAACAAACGUAGAGGUGGAGAGUCCAUGAAGAUUCGUGUCCGUGAUUACACUUCAAGAGCGGCGUACACCCAAAACGAGACAGUCGUCAAUUCGCUAUCAGACUUGGAGAAACAGAUCAUGGACAAGAUGUGCCUGAUCAAAACGCGUGGCAAACGUGGAAGGACUGUGCCGGUUCUCAUACCACAGAUGGAGAAACGGGCGAUCGAUCUUCUGGUUUCUCUCCGUGAGUCGGUGGGUCUGCGUGAUAGUGUACCAGAAGAGGCGCUCCUCUUCUCAAAGGCUCCGGAAGGAAGACUCGUAAACGGGUGGUAUCAGCUGAAGAAAGAAUGCAGAGAUGCUGGUUGCCGAGACAUAAACGCCAUCACUUCAACAAAUAUGCGCAAAUAUCUAGCCACGAUCGCCCAGAUCAUGAACCUAUCAGAAAAUGAAAUGGAUCAGAUUGCCUCACACCUCGGACACGAUAUAACCGUUCACAGAAAAUAUUAUCGCCUACCGGACAGCACAGUAGAACUCGCGAAAAUAGCGAAACUUCUACUGUCUACCGAAGAAACGCUUGGAGCCAAUCUCGACGAUGAUGCUGAAGGAGCGUCAAAUGCAGUCGGCGCUACGGCUGGCCGUGUCAGCGACCCACCUGCUCGGCCACGGCCAACAGGCAGCCGGCUCCGACGUCAAGUAGGCGCUACGGUUCCUGACGCCAGCAGGAGCACUUGACCAGCAGCUCACCGCCACCGCACAGGACCUGGCACAGCUCGGCACAGGCAUGCACAUUGACCCAGCAGUGGUGCAAGAAUGCGAAUGGCAAGCUCUGCACUGAUUCCUCCGUUUUUAGCAUUAGUGUUUCGCGUAACUUUCCGUUAAACGGACGGGGCCGCCGCCGGCCCCGGCCGCCGCCGUGCGAGUCGGCCGCCGCGCCGCUACGGACGACUGGCACACGCCACAAGUGUGAUGGAUUUUCGGCCAACGCGGCGACACCGGCGUAGCGUUCAAUUGGCCGCGCUGCCCUGACGCUCCGGUGACGGACAGGUGGACCGAGGGCGCCGCCCGCCCAUCCCUCCGGACCAGGCCAGGCCGGCCGAUCUGAGGGAGGUAGGGAGGAGCCGCGUGGCUGGCCGAAUGGACGGCCGCGCCGGGCCAUUGUCACUGAUUGUUGGCCAUUGUCACUGAUUGUUCAUUGCCGCACCGAGGUCCGGCGAUGUCACCGGAAUGCCGCCACUGGUUUGAGUUUCCGCGAAACCGGCUUGCCCAGAGAUGUUUGUCACUGGCAUUGCUAUGUGCUAUUUGUGAUGUUCAUAUAUACCAUUCCCGUUACGGAGUACAUAUCUUGUUUUGAACGUUAAGUUCCGAUAUACGAACUGGCCGUCUGAAAAAGAGCCGCACGUGCACGAUGCUUGUAGAUAUUCCUGACGACCACGAACCGACCACGAAUCAGAACUGCGCCUCUCGUAAUGGGAGUGCGAGUAGUUGUUGCGAGUUAGAGCUCCUUGGCGAGUGGCUGACUCUGAACUGACUGACUAAACACCGGUUAGCUGUUUCACCAGCAGUCCCAGUGGAGGGAAGUAGGCCCAGGCGAGCAGGGUGUCGCAGCGUAAGUCCGACGAUGGCGGCGCAGUAGUCGAAUGGCGUCCACAUUUAGCCGACGAAGGCUGCGCUGAGCGCCAUACCCGCCUCACCUUAUCUCCGAGUCACGUGUUCAUGACUGACACGGGCAACCAUACGGCCCGUCGUUGCCCACGCGCACCCCAGACGGGGCCGCCAGUCGCGGCCCCGGACACGUCAGUCCCCAGAUCUGCAGUGAUGUCGCCCGGCUCUGACGAUGGCGCACAGCCGCCGUGUCCGCGGUCUCCGUCGCCGCCGCGGUAUGCGGCGCUGGGCGGCGACUCGUACAUGUCGCGGUCUCGCCAUUGGGGGCCGAACGAUUCGCGGCUCCCGCCGACCCCGCCGGCGACGAGUUUCCUCCGGCGAGUCCUGCGCCGUCUGGCGUGGUCGACGCUGCCCGGGAGGUUCCUGGCUGGCAAGCUGCUGCUGUGUCUACCGACGCACAGAGGUCAGUAGCUCCGGUGCCGGCCCUGCAGUGCUCUGAGAGAGCGUCGAGACCGCCUAACCGAUUCUGUCCCUAAUUAAGGUCUUUGUAAAUAUGUGUUCAUCGUGCAUCGUUUGUGAUGUGAGCCGCGUGAUCAGCUGCUAACUGAUAAUUUUUACUGCGAUUUUGCUGUGGUCGUUGCUGGCGAAUUGUUUAGUAAUGUCGUGGCAAGCUGGUUGGGGACGCCCGUCUGGCUGUUCUGUUGACGGAACGCGCCGAUCGACAUGGCAUGCAGCCAUCCAGCGCCUCAAAUCGGCGAAUCUGUCCAGCGUGGUCUCAAUGGAGUGCUGAGCGGUGCUAAAGGACAUGGUUAUUUUCAUGCGUUCUGUUCACAGUUUUGUCGUGGCUGUGCUGUCCGCGGCCGUGCUCCACGGUUGCGACGUCUGCGGCCAAGCUGCCCGCUGCUGAGCUCCGCGGCCGAGCUGCCAGCGGCCGUGCUCUGCGGCCGUGCUCUGCGGUCGUGCUCUGCGGCCGUGCUUCCCGUGGCUGGGCCCUCCGUGGUCCCGUGAUCGUGGCCGCGGCGAGGGUGCCGCGACCUGCGCGAUGCCGUGCGCUGCAGUGAUGGCGCCGCGCACUGUGCAGUGAUUUUGCCGAGCGCUGCGUACGCGGUGGGUGCCGCGCGCCGCGCUGUUGAGCGUGCCGUAUUCGGACGGUGGCUGCCGCGCGCAGCGUGGUGAUUGCUGCGCUCUGCCAUGAGUGCCGCUCACUGCCGUGGCCUGAGUGCCGCGCUCGGACGGAGUGCCACGCGCCGUUGUGUUGCGUCGCCUUCUGCCUUUUGAUAUGUGCUAUCUCCGAAUUUAAUGUUGCUUGUUGCCGAUGUUCGCUUCUUUUCGUUAAGAGGGUCGGGUAUAGUCGGUCGAUUUAUUCGCACCGUUUGAUUUCGUACCGGCUUCUCUUCUGUUUCUUAUUGUUUUCUGCGAUGUCACUUGUCCGAUUUUAUAUCUGAUUAAUUCACGUCACUUAAGUAUUUAUUUUAUAUUGUCAUAAUAACUUACGGCGCUGUUCCUUUAUUUUCUGUUUAGUUGCAGCCCUAGUACCUUAAUUUCCGAUGUCUCUUCGGUUUGUUGUCGCUCGCAUGUUCAGAGAGUCCUGGUUGGCCGGCGCGAGCGGCGGUUGUGGAAUACAAGCUCGUCUGUGAA